CUCUUCUCUCUUUCUUCUUCGUGUCAUGGGGGAUUUCAAGUUUGGUUUUUGAAGUUUAGGGUUUCUUAGUUGUCUGGUUCAAGCUUAGGGUUGCUGAUAUGGAUGGUUAUCAGCGUUUUGACCAUGGGGAAACUCAGUUACCUCCUGGCUUCCGUUUCCACCCAACCGAUGAGGAGCUCAUUACUUACUAUCUGUUGAAGAAAGUUCUUGAUGGUAGCUUCACUGGUAGAGCUAUAGCCGAAGUCGAUCUCAACAAGUCCGAGCCAUGGGAACUUCCUGGGAAGGCGAAGAUGGGAGAGAAAGAGUGGUAUUUCUUCAGCUUGAGAGAUCGGAAGUAUCCGACUGGGUUGAGAACCAACCGAGCUACCAAAGCUGGUUAUUGGAAAGCUACCGGAAAAGAUCGGGAGAUUUACAGUUCGAAAACUUGUGCACUUUUAGGGAUGAAGAAGACCUUGGUGUUUUAUCGAGGUAGAGCUCCCAAAGGUGAAAAGAGCAACUGGAUCAUGCAUGAAUAUCGGCUCGAAGGCAAAUUUGCUUACCAUUAUCUCUCCAGGAGCUCAAAGGAUGAAUGGGUGAUAUCCAGGGUGUUUCAGAAGAGUGGCACCGUCAACAGUGCCACCACCAGCACCGGCGGUGGAUCCAAGAAGACACGGAUGAGCGCCUCCGUUGUGCAUUACCAAGAAUCGAGCUCUCCUUCCUCGGUUUCCAUUCCACCUCUCCUGGAUCCUGCCAGUACAGCCAUUGCCACCACCGACCGUGAUGGCUUCUCUUAUGACAGUUAUGCUCAAUCCGAGCACGUGUCCUGUUUCUCCACCGUUGCUACCACCGCAACCGGUUUCGAACUGGCGUUACCACCACCUCCACCUCAGAUGAUCAACACCACCACUUUUAAUCACAUACCAAGGUAUUCAGCACAUGCAGGCGCUUCCGUUUUUCCGUUCUUCCCCCAGCCGACAGUGGAGGCACUGCCACUUCAUGGUGGCUCAUACGUCGACUGGGAAGUUAACUACGGUGGUGGUGGUGGUAACAAGAUGUCAAUCGGUCCAACUGAGCUUGAUUGCAUGUGGACUCACUAAACUUGAGAGGAAUUUCUCCCAUUUAUGGUGCUUGGAACCUUCUCGUCAUUGUAUCUAAUUAUGUUGUGAUUAGGUGCUGACAUUGAAAGAGAC
This is a messenger RNA of Hibiscus syriacus, 1169 nucleotides long. RefSeq names its product protein CUP-SHAPED COTYLEDON 2-like. Bases 99 to 1076 code for a protein of 325 amino acids. Lineage: Eukaryota; Viridiplantae; Streptophyta; Magnoliopsida; Malvales; Malvaceae. Gene Ontology annotation, molecular function: DNA binding. The record is from RefSeq and is a predicted model, not a curated record. The transcript is spliced from 3 exons. Gene Ontology annotation, biological process: regulation of DNA-templated transcription.